AUGUCGACAAGUUCAAAGGCUGCUGUUUCGGGAAUGUUUCUUUUGGGUGGUUUUGUUGUUGUUGCAAGUGGAUUGCGGAUAUAUUUCGUGUUGAAAUUGGACACUUUGGAUAUGACAUGGACUUAUGUCGGUCUUGCUCUUUGGAGCGCUGUUGAAAUAGAUGUAGCAAUCAUUAGUGCCUGCUUGCCAACACUUCGUCCCGUGGUAACCUAUCUUGUACCAUCAAUUUUAAGGAGUAAAAAUCCUGGUACCGAACCUAUGAAAGAAUCAAAAGAAUCCGUAUAA
Messenger RNA from Sclerotinia sclerotiorum 1980 UF-70, 285 nucleotides. RefSeq lists its product as hypothetical. The record is from RefSeq and is a predicted model, not a curated record. NCBI's taxonomy places the organism in Eukaryota, Fungi, Ascomycota, Leotiomycetes, Helotiales, Sclerotiniaceae. The transcript is spliced from 3 exons. The coding region runs from base 1 to 285 and encodes 94 amino acids.